AUGGCCGACCGAGGAUAUUCCACCCUGACCAAGCUCGGCUUGGGAGCCCUGACCUUCAACUCGGCGCUCGCCAUCUACAACUCCUGGGGUGACGCCGGCUCCGUGGCGUUCGUGCUCGGCGCGGACGCAGCGCUCGUGCUGCUCUUCCUCUGCCUCCGUGACUUUGAGCGGGGCGGCGGCCGGGGCAGGGAUGCCAAGGUGAAAGCCGCGGUGUGGGCGCUCACCACGAUGCUCACGGCCAUGUUCACCUCGAGGGUAGCACCGCUCAUGCCGCCGGCCGUGGCCGCGGUGGUCUGGCUCUUGGCCGUCGCCACGGCCGCAGGAGGGUUCUGGGCGUUUUUCCUUAAUUAA
Molecule: messenger RNA, 351 nt
Organism: Miscanthus lutarioriparius
Lineage: Eukaryota; Viridiplantae; Streptophyta; Magnoliopsida; Poales; Poaceae
Source: the annotation of a GenBank genome assembly